Salvelinus sp. IW2-2015 is the source of this 1630-nucleotide messenger RNA. RefSeq names its product GDNF family receptor alpha-4. Gene Ontology annotation, molecular function: signaling receptor activity. Gene Ontology annotation, biological process: nervous system development. Gene Ontology annotation, cellular component: external side of plasma membrane; signaling receptor complex. The record is from RefSeq and is a predicted model, not a curated record. NCBI's taxonomy places the organism in Eukaryota, Metazoa, Chordata, Actinopteri, Salmoniformes, Salmonidae.
CAAAUUCCAUCUCCCUUUUCGUGUCCCGGUGCCUCUUCCCGCCCCAUAACGGAGAUGUUGUUCCUCGGAAUACUGCUCAGCAUCUUCAUACAAGGUUAUGAGGACUUGGAGGCGUCUCCCUAUGAUGACUCGCCAGUGGAAAUGUCUCACAUGGCCUCCAUAGUGGCAGCAGCCUCCUCUCUUCCUCUCGAUGGACAGAACGCAUGUCUGAAGGCAGCCCAGGACUGUGGUCUAUAUGAGAAAUGCGGGUCCCUGAGGUCUGAGUACGUCCUGGCCUGCACUAAGCGCGUCCCAGGCUUGGACCACUGCAACAGGCAGAAGUGCCACCGGGCACUGCGGCGCUUCCUGGAGCGCGUCCCGGGGGAGUACAGCCUGGGGUUGCUGUUCUGCCCCUGUACUGACAAACUGUGUGGGGAGAGACGCAGGAAGACCAUCGUCCCUUCCUGUUCCUACCAGGAGAGAGACGGGAAACAGCCCAACUGUCUGCAUCUGCAGAGCUCCUGCACGAGAGACCAUCUCUGCAGGUCCAGACUGGCUGAUUUCCAGCAUAACUGCCAGUCCUCCGGCCAUUCCCCCUCUCGCUGUUUCAGAGAUAGUGGAACAGUGUGCCUCAAAUCCUAUGCCGGACUCAUCGGCACCAUCAUGACCCCCAACUACCUUAGCAACAGCACUAUGGACGUGGCCCUGUGGUGCAAUUGUGAGGGCAGUGGCAACCAAUGGAAGAACUGCCUGAAGAUCCAGAACAUGUUCACCAAUAACGCCUGUCUGGAGAACUCCAUAAGUACCAUGGGUAGCUUACCCCCUCGGCCAGUGGAGAGCAUUCUUCCCCCUUCCCCUCGCCCCUCCCCCCUGGACCAGCAGAACAAGCUCAGCAACAACGCCCAGGAUGAGCUCAGCAACAACGCUGUGGAGCAGAGUGAGGAAGAAGAGGAUGAGGAAGAGGAGGAGGGGGGUCAGUUUGACGUGAUCCCUCUCUAUGCUGAGAAGGCCACGGUGUCCAAUCUGGGUUCUGGGGGUGGGGGGGUGUCCCCCCGUCUGUCCUCAGCCCCCCCCCUCUCCCUGCUGCUGCUCCUUCUGCUACUGUCAGCCUCUCUGAGCUGGGGGUAAGGAGGGGCGGGGCCCUUGCACACAGACACAGAGUCUCUGAGAAAGGCACAGAGAGAGAGAGGAGGGAGAAAAUAAGAGAAGAUAAAGGACCUCUAGUGUUUAUUGCUUCCUUCCUUCUCUCUUCCUUUUGAGACGGUCUUGUACAGUCUGUUUUCUUUUUAUUGCUUCACCUCCCACUGUCAGGUGAUGGUUUUGCCCUAGGAGACUUUUUGUGUAUGACAGACAUAGAGGUGAACCAACUCCACAGUGACAGAGGGAGGUUAAACUCAGUGACUUGAUAGAUGAUAUGUGAGUAAUUUCCUCCUUUGGUGAAGACAUGUGACAGGGUACCAUGUGUCCGAUAGCGCUUUAGUAUAUCCAAGCUUCACUCUGUCCAUUCAUACCUCUGUACUCUCCAGUGAUGGAGAAGUGCUUACAGUCAGUGUUAGGAAGGAAUGUACACUGAYUAUACCAAACAAUAGGAGCACCUUCCUAAUAUUGAGUUGCCCUCAGAACAGCCUCAAUUCGUCGGGGCAUGGACUCU